AUUCCCGCGGCCCGCCGAUGAAUUUGAUAUGAAUGGCAGUUGUUGUGUUUUAACUAUUUGACGUAAAUAAUUAUGGUUAGGAACUUUUUUGACGUAAAUUGUGUUUUCUGAUAUAAAUUGGAUAUGGAUAGCAAAUGGACAGACACUAAAAAAAGUGUAAACAAGAAUUUGGAAGACCUGAAGAAAGAGUUAGAGGGUAAAUGGAAGCUGUUGCCUCCUUCAGAAGAACUCAAGAGUACGGCACACGACAGGUUUUUGACAGGGCUGAAGAAUUACAUGCAAAAUUACCUGAAAGAAGAAGAAGAACUGUUAACAGAGCAUCAGAUAAAAGUUUUACGAGAAGAUGUAGAGAAAAUGUGGGCUCUGUGUUGUUAUACAGAUACACAGAAAGAAGAGUUCCCAGAGUAUAAUGUACCUGUUGUGUCUGAAACAAUCCUGGACAAACAUAGAAAGUAUCUUGCUACAUUGGAAGUAUUGUAUAAAAACAAUGAGUUGGUAUUCAGUUCAGCAAAGAAGUAUUUUGACCUCUGGCAUCAUGUGCAGGAUCUUGAGAAACAGUUAAGUGACCCUACUCGACUUUUCACUAAUCGAGGUGCACUGCUCCUUAAAAAUGAAAAGGAUCGCAAGGAUGGAAAAAAGGAAUUAAUUCGCUUGGAGGGAGAGCUGACAAGACUGGCAAAACAGCAUGAAGAAAAGUACGGGAAUCAACUUUUGAUACAUGGAGAAACAGUUAUAUCAUGGUUGCAAAAAUUUAAGCCAGAAUCUUUUCCAGGAUCAACUUGCAAAUCUAGGGUUCGCCCUUGGCACAAUGGGAUGUCAAGCCAAACAUCUACGGCAAAAAAGAGGCCAUGCACCACAGACUCUACUAUCAGCAAUGGGCCUGCACCAGCUAAACAAUGCAAGCGCUCCCUACAUGGGAAAGUGAAUGGUUUUUAAGUCUUUUAAUGACGAUUUACAUGUACAAUUAUUGUAACUGCUGAACUUCAUCAGCUUCAUCGUUUUAUUCUGUACUGAGUCAUUUUAAGUCACUGUGUACAAAACAUAGAUUAUUUAGAACUGUUUAUAUUAAAGUAAAUGUGUAGUUUUAACUCAUCUUGUUGUACUGCUGUCACUGAGGAGAAAAAAGAUAAAACAUUCUUUGCAUGGAUACGAACAUCCAUAUUGUUAGUUUUAGCUUCUAGUGCAAUGAUAAGUUUUAUUAUAUCAUAUCUAUUUUAUUGUAAAUAAAUAGUUUUACACAAGAAACCACAGCGUCAGAUGUGAUCAGUAAGACUGGAGAUUUGGAAAGGUAAGAAGGUAUUUUGUUAAUUAGAUAAACAAGAUUUUAAUAUGC
Schistocerca americana (American grasshopper) is the source of this 1333-nucleotide messenger RNA. RefSeq lists its product as uncharacterized. The record is from RefSeq and is a predicted model, not a curated record. Bases 124 to 936 code for a protein of 270 amino acids. Lineage: Eukaryota; Metazoa; Arthropoda; Insecta; Orthoptera; Acrididae. The transcript has 6 exons.